AGAUAGCUCCAAAUGUACUGUACGAUUGUCAGCGUACUCACUUUGCGGUGAUUCGUGGUGCAUUGUGGUGAAUUGUGGUGAUCUGUGGUGAUUUGGUGAUGUGAUUGACAUAGUGGUGAUUCACGAUUGAACGAGAAUGUGAUUGUUAAUGUUAUUCAAUGGAUACAUUUAUUGUGGUGUGGCUGCUACUGCCGAUGGCGCUAUGCGGUGUGCUCCGCGACUCAGAGGAGGGGUAUGACUGCAGGAGCUACACCUACCACGGCCUGGAGUACCUGGACUGUGCCGACAGGGGACUGACUGACUUGCCAGAGAACAUCAGUUAUGAUGCUCAUGUGGUACGACUGGCCAACAACAACUUCGUAUCUUUCCCAGCGCUUCUAGAAAAAUUCCAGAACGUGGAAAUACUAGACAUCUCCGGAAACCACCUCACCGGACCCCUGCCCACCUACAUGGAGAGCUGGAAGAAUUUGAACACUCUCAACUUAUCUAACAACAACUACGACUCCUGGAUAACCACGGAAUUCGAGAUAAGUGCGAGAAAAAUAGACUUAUCGAAGAACAAAAUUAAUCGCGUCGACGAGGACGCCUUCGUCAGGAUGAAUAAUUUGAAUUUUUUAGACUUAUCGGAAAACAGAAUUUACGAUCUCCCGACCACGGUGUUCGCUCAGGCGAUCAAACUGGAAAUACUCAUUCUUUCGAGGAAUUAUUUCAAUAAAGUGCCGAAUUUUCAGUCGUCGUCGCUGAAGAAUCUGUAUCUCUCCAACUGCCAGAUAAUAUACGUCGACGUGAAGGCGCUGACGACCAUGCAGUCGCUGCUGGAACUCGAUCUGUCGAUAAACCAGAUCGAAUACAUUCCUGACAAUCUGGCUUCAUACUCCCUGCAGGAGUUGGACUUGAGCUACAACGAAAUUAACACUAUCAACGAUCGCACUUUCUCGUCACUACCGCAUUUGGCGGUUUUGGAUUUGAGAGGGAACGAGUUCAAGGAGGUAUGGUCUACUUCACAUUUCGCCUCAAAUCCUUUUUUGAGGGAGGUUCUGGUGAAAGGAAACCGGUGGAGCUGCGAGGGUUUCAGCGUAAACCUUCUCCUGACCUAUGAAUUCCUGACGAAAGAUCCUCCCAAGACUUCAGACAAGGGAUCCCUGAUAUGCUACUCGCCCGCCAACGUGACGCAACUCAGCUGGCAGCAGGCGUACAUACGAACUUGGCAUGCGGACGAAAACUCCGCGGAGUCCUACAUGUUCGUAGCGGUUAUGAUAGGAGUUAUAAUAGGUAUAAUUAUAACGUCGUUUGUGUGUCGCGGUAUUAUGAUAUGGAAUAGAUCGGAAGCGGAGACACCCUCUUCGGAGACGACUAUCCUCAAUGGCAGUGCUGUGCAGGAUCGGGCUGAUGCUGUCGUGUUGAGGAUUCCGUUAAGGGAAGACCUACCUCCUACUUAUGAUGAGGCGUUGUUGAUGCCUCGCCUCAACAGCUCCUUUCAUUCGUUGCCAGAAAUUAUUGACGAGGAGGAGGAAGAUAUUAGGCGGCAACGAAGGUCGAGGUCUAUCGGUGAUUUAACUGAAAUGAGACCCAGAAUGUCGGAUAGACGAUCCGUCAGACGUACUGUUGCAAUCCACAUAAAUUAGGUGAUUUAUAAUAUUUUAUGUGUAUGGGCAAACGCUUUA
This is a messenger RNA of Aricia agestis (brown argus), 1664 nucleotides long. RefSeq names its product leucine-rich repeat-containing G-protein coupled receptor 5-like. Bases 159 to 1625 code for a protein of 488 amino acids. The record is from RefSeq and is a predicted model, not a curated record. Gene Ontology annotation, molecular function: protein binding. Lineage: Eukaryota; Metazoa; Arthropoda; Insecta; Lepidoptera; Lycaenidae. The transcript has 3 exons.